AUGUCCGGAAGUAAAUCGAUGAUUCUAGAACAAUCUAUUCGUCUCUACCAACAAUAUUAUCCAGAACGACAUAACACACGAGAAAAUGUUUCUCGUACUUUAACUGAAGAUUUUGACGAGCGUGACAAUGUUUAUCGAAUUCGCCGUAGACGCACAGUUGUGCCAGCCAAUGAAGUACCAACGUGGUCAAUCGAUACAUUUCGCGAGCCGAUAGUUUUGGAUAUACGUCACGAUUCUGAAGCAGUACCAAGAUCACAAACGAGUUAUUCGACAACACAGCCUAAAUCAUUUAUGUAUGUUAUGGGCGUACGAAAUUAUCGUCGAAAAAUAUAG
Messenger RNA from Rotaria sp. Silwood2, 333 nucleotides. The record is from the annotation of a GenBank genome assembly. Lineage: Eukaryota; Metazoa; Rotifera; Eurotatoria; Philodinida; Philodinidae.